Vitrella brassicaformis is the source of this 1246-nucleotide messenger RNA. The record is from the annotation of a GenBank genome assembly. NCBI's taxonomy places the organism in Eukaryota, Vitrellaceae.
CCGUGAUGAGUUUGACAGACAAGAAGUCAUUCAGUCGGUCAUAAAUGAAUUCGGAAACACCGUCCAAUUAAACCGGCAGUCCGCCACGCAGUCAGGCAGCAGGUGCGUCAUCACUGCUUCGUUCACCUGACACCUCCACAUAAGUGGUGAGCACGUGAACAGCGACGCCUCACCAUCUGCCUAGUGAGCCGCGCGUGCAUGUCAUACAACGGACGUGACACGCAUCGACAAGCAUCCACCCCUACACCAAAAUUCCCCCGUCUCUGCCUGGCUGCCACGUGCUUGCUAUCUUUGCUCUCUCUCAUGUGCGCGGCAUCAAUCUGAAGGUCUCCCUCCCGUCCCGCCCCUUGUCGACCCACCCCACCGCCCCCCACUCCACCACAGCCACAUCCUUGCUGAAGCCGUUGUCGAUCUCCCCCGCCAGCCCCCAUUUGGCCGCCUCGUCCAGGAUGGCCCGCUGCACCACCUCACGCAACUCCAUCUUGCGGCCACCCACACCGCCCACUACAAAGCACUGCAGCUGCGGCACACGCACCAGCUGGCCGCCCACAUCGGCCGUCCCGCCCACCACCUCCCUGUUGCUGCUGGCCUGGUACACCGCCGAGCGGACAAAAUGCUCCGCUGCCGCACACACACGGCGGGCCAUGCCGCUGUGCCGCACACCAAUGGCCUCACUGAUGGCCUCCUGUGCGGCAUCCAUGUCGAAGAGGUAUGACGCGAUGCGCCAGCCGACGAUGGGGGCCUCCUGCGGGCCGACGGCCAGCCGGGGGGUCAGGAGGGCCGCGAGGGAGCGGUGGGGGGCGAGGGCGGCAUUGACGGCCGCCAUGACGGGGGGACCCAGCUCGUUGAGCACUGUGGCGUACUCGGUGAGCGCCAGCUGGCGCUGACGGCGGCGCACCGCCGCAUGCUCCGGCAGCACCAGCUGGCGCUGAUGGCGGUCCUCCUCUAUGGGAAUGCUGCUGAUGUCGGCCCCCACCCGCAGCAGGCUGCGGAUGAUCAGCUUGUAGUUGGGAAUCUCGGCGCGAUGCCGCUCCUUGGUGGCUUCGGGUGUGUUGGGGUCCUGAACCUCUCGAGUGCAGCGAUCGAGCUCAAAGGCAGCUGUGUCGAGGGGCGUGUCGCCAGAGUUGUCCCGUCUGUUGAUCUGGUCAGCGGGCAGCUUGCGGCAGACGUAGUCGGCCACGUGGGGAGAGCUCCACAGUGCCGCCGUUUGCAGUGGUGUCCAUCCAAUGCCAUUGGCUGCCGUCAU